Nicotiana attenuata is the source of this 975-nucleotide messenger RNA. Its product is annotated as extensin-like. The transcript has 6 exons. The coding region runs from base 1 to 975 and encodes 324 amino acids. The record is from RefSeq and is a predicted model, not a curated record. NCBI's taxonomy places the organism in Eukaryota, Viridiplantae, Streptophyta, Magnoliopsida, Solanales, Solanaceae.
AUGCCUUUGAAAGACGGAUCGGCAGGCGCAAUCAAUGCGUUAUUGAAAACUGAAUCAACAGCGCUUCCUACUGCUGCUGAUAUCUCCCCCACAACAUUUUCACACUCCACCCGCAAAACCACCUCAUAUCCCGCUCCUUAUGCCACUCAUGUUUUUGUAGCUCCUCCACCAGUUACUUUUUCUCGACCCUCUAGCGAGACUGUGUUCAAAGUUCCCGAUGCCCAACACUAUGCCCCAGAACCAACUUUCAUAGUCUCGGAUCCAUACUCUUACGCUCCUAAUUUUGAGCCUCCUGGUGAAACUGAAAAGCCUGCUAAGACGGAUCCAGUGGGCAUUCCUGGUAAACGCUUUCAAUCUCAAUACCGACCCCAUGAAUAUCCUCGUACUCCAGAUAAUCCUUCUCAGUGUUAUUUUCCUCCACAAAAUCCCCAAGGUCAUACCUCACCUUCCCAGUACUCUAUCCACAAUGCACCGCCAUAUGCUCCACACCCACGAGACCCGCAAUGGCCUGCACCACCUCCACAAAUAUCUUACCCGCCUCCUCAAGCAUGUCAACCACCUACCCGCAAGAGGUUCCAACCGAGGCCAGAGUACAAAAUGAAAAGGCAGCAGCAAAGAGAAAAGUCUUUCACUCAUCUUGGAGAUUCAUAUGCUAGUGACAUUACCGUGCAAAAUCCAGAUGCAGCGGAUACUAGCCAAAGACCAUUGCCCGUUCAUAAUGAUACGCAUAUGGUGGGCAUGAUUUGUGUUGAAAAGGAAUAUGAAAACUCUUAUGAGUUUCUUGGAAGGCCACUUGCUGCAAAGUUUUCAGCGCUAUCAGUCUCGAUAAAGGGUAUUGGGUUUGAAUGGAUCAGAGGUGUUUUCUGUGAGCAGGGUGACAGAGGAAGUGGGACGGAGACGGUGUCCAAAUCAAAUCUUGGAAGCUUGAACCUCUCAAGUGUCAUGCCCAAUUUUGUUAGCACAAAGGCUGUUUGA